CUUAAUAAUUAUUUCCGCUUGUCCCGCUCUGCCGCUUCAGUUCUUUGUGUGGUUUCUACGUGACAAAAAAAAAAUAGAACACGUCUUUUUAAUGUUUAUUCUUAUUUCAUUAGGAGAUACAUCGAUUAACCAGUAGGAAUGAUUUUUUUAUUCCAUAGUUAUGAAUAAAACCCAUACACCACGUAUGUAUGUUAUAAGGUGUUCGUUUGUAGAAUAAAAUCACUCUUAUCAAUCAAUCACACUGAGAUAAGACCUUUAAUCGCACUUUGAAACAAACAGUUCGCAUCAAAUACUCCAAUUUUAUUACAUUUUUUUUUCUGUACACAUUAUUUAUAAAAUAAUGUACAAUCAACCGCAAGGAAAAUGUGACUAAAGGUUUCAGUGUGCGAUUCUUUUUUGUUAUCGUAUCUACAAUUGUACACAACAAUUGUCGACAUUCUUUUUUUCUAUUAAAGAUGCGCACUUUCACCUUCUUAUUUUUCAAUUUUACACAUUAGUUUUGUUCUCGUACCAUUCCUCAACUAAAAGGAAAGGAUGUUUCUCUCAUUAUCAGAAAAAUAAUCUGAUUUAUAGCGUUCUCAAACUGUAAUUGACUGUAAAACUUUAAAUUAAUCUGUUAUCGAAGAUGCAAUUAAGCGAAGAAAUUAACGAUUAAAAUAAAUGUCCCAAUUUUUUGGACUUUCCCCUACUUAGAUGUUGCUUUUUUUUCAGUAAGAUUGAAAUUCAGUUUACUUUAGUAUCUUCGUCCAAUGUCUUAUUCAUAUGUAUGAAGUCUGUCAUCUAGUUAAUUUAUUUCUGUCCAUCUGUAUAAGUCAAUUUCCAUUUGGUAUAAUGAGCUUUCACAAAUGCAGAUUAUUUGGUAAUUGUGUCGCAAAACUAGGAUGUUGCUCCGUGAAUGCGAUUUUUUUUCAUUGAAUUUCUAUGUAUAGGUACCUACUGUAUUUAUUAAUAAUAAAAGCAAUCAAAAAUACAAUGGCUUUAAAUGGGGUCACGCAAAAAAUAAUUAUUAUUCGCGAUGAGUUUAAUUAUUGUUUUAAUUCCGGUCCUUGGUAAUUUCCUUCCGGUAGUACCCAAUCGUGCGAUCGUCCAAAUCUUGAUCAACUUUUAAUCCCGAACACGAUCGACGAUCUACUACCUGAUAAAUUUCCCCCUCUUCAAGACUGUAGCAGCAGUUUCUGAUUAUUUAAUUCAUUUGUUUAUUAUGACCAUUGCAAUUAUUCCUAUCGAAAGGAGUUCCACGGGCUAUCGAGAUCUCAAUGAACAAUAAAAUUGUAGUUUCUUGCCGGUCGUUGUUAGUGUGUUGUUUGCUGAUAGCGUGUUUUUGUUUCUUUCGGUUUUCUUUUUUUUUUAUUAUCAGCACGAUAAGUUAGUUAGUAAUGCAUUAUUGGAAAUUCCGUUUUGUUCACUUUAUUAUUUUUUUCUGUUAAUGUAAUAAUUGUUAUUUUGCGCUACACCAGCCAAUUGUUUUUUUUUUUUAUGUAAUAGCAUCCACAUACAUUAACUGACGAUGAGUGCUACUAUAUGUAAUAAUAUAAUAGUGUAGAGAAGUGAUUUUCUUUUUUUUUUUUUCUUUUACUUUUAUUAAGUGUUACAAGUUUAGAGUUAGAGCUGGCGAAAAAAUUCUUUCAGUUUUGUUCGUGAUUGUACCAUUGCCUUUGUUGCAUGCGUUUACCUGGUUGUUAUUAGAAGGAUAUUCACUGAAAACCAACAAGAAAAAUGAAGAAUGUCCAGCUAUGGUUCAAAGGGGUGAGAAGUUCAAAGUUUCGUCACGUUUAUGGGGAACCAGCCAAAAGGGAGAAAUGUUACGAGAAUGUAAAAAUAACGAAAAAUGCCCACGACUCCCAAUUUUGUGCUGUAAACCCGAAAUUUUUAGCUGUUGUUACUGAAGUUGCUGGAGGUGGGGCAUUUGUAGUCCUACCUUUAGACCAUACAGGGAGGCUAGAUUAUAACGCAUACCGAGUGACGGGUCACAAAGGACCCGUUUUAGACAUUAAAUGGAACCCGUUCGAUGAUAACGUAAUCGCUUCGUGUUCCGACGAUUGCACUGUAAAGUUGUGGAGAAUACCGGAUGGUGGUCUAUCCUACCAUUUAACCAAUUGGAUUGUAGAACUUGUUGGACAUAAAAGAAGGGUUGCCUACAUAGAAUGGCACCCCACUGUCGAAAAUGUACUUUUUAGUGCAAGUUUUGACCAUUUGGUGAUAGUAUGGAAUGUAGAGAAGGGGGAAGCCCUGAACGUUUUGGACUGUCACCCCGACGUAAUUUAUUGCAUGUCCUUAAACCGGGAUGGCAGCUUAUUGGCUACGACAUGCAAAGAUAAGAAAUUAAGAGUUAUAGAACCGAGAACAGGCAUUGUAAAAUCUGAGGGCGUAUGCCAUUUAGGUUCAAAGGCCAGCAAGGUGGUUUUCCUAGGGUCAACCGAUCGUCUGUUGUCCACAGGAUUUUCGCGACAUUCUGACAGGCAAUACGCCAUAUGGGACCAAAACGAUCUCUCGACCCCGCUGACCACGGACACAAUAGACAGUUCGUCAGGGGUCGUCUUUCCCUUUUUUGACCCCGACACCAACAUAUUGUUUUUAGCGGGGAAAGGCGACGGUAACAUACGCUAUUACGAAAUCGUCCCCGAUCCCCCCUACAUCCACUAUUUGAGCCAGUUUCUAUCAGGAAAUCCUCAGAGGGGUUUGGGUUUUAUGCCGAAACGCGGUUUAAACACGAGCCAAUGCGAAGUGUUUCGCUUUUACAAAUUGCACACCAUCAGGGACUUGUGCGAACCAAUAAGCAUGAUAGUACCAAGAAAAAGUGACCAAUUCCAUGACGAUCUCUACCCCGACACGGCGGCUCCGCAGCCGUCCCUUUCGGCCCAGGAAUGGGCCUCUGGGCGAAACGCGGCGCCCAUUUUAAUGCCCAUGAAAGCAGGGAGCCAAACGCAGGUGCCGAUUCAAAGACCCAGGGUCAACAAACAACCCCAACCCGUCGUGGCUUCCAUGGAGAAUAACAAAAGGAAAAUGGCGUUUCUUCAAACCGAAACCAUUCCAGAUUAUAGACCGAAGGACCAGAUUAUGGAGAAAAGCCAAAAAACCACGACCAACCAGAAUACCAAGUUUCAACAACUUCAAGAGAAAUUCCAGGGAUUCGUCAACAAUAAAAGUAGCACAGAAGAAUUGCAUUACAUUAAAAAUUACUCCAACGUUGAUAAUAUUAACGUUGAAGAGUUAAAACGGGCGUACUUACGUCAAAUGGAAGAAAUACGACUGUUGAAGAAGCAACUGUCGAACAGCGAAAUGAAAGUAAAAGAACUCGAGGAACAAAUUAAAAGGCUACAGGGACACCAAAUUCACUCAUAGCUUUUUAAUUAAAUAAACUGACGAACAUCUCUUGCUUACUUUCAGCGUAUUUUGUUAUUGUACAUUAUCAUUUUUUUUUUUAUUAUUGUGAUCUACGAAUAUACAUAAAUAUUGUUAUAUUAUUUUUUUCUGUUAAGCUCUAGGUAAGUGCUCGAAAAUUUGCAUAGGGACUGAAGAAGAAAAUCGGACGCUCUCAAAACAGGUAACGAAUUAUUAUUACGAAAAAUAUGUGCAAUUUGAUUUUGAUUGAUUACCGUUCGCUUUAAAUCACUUAACUGAUAGCUUCAAAACGCAUAAAAUAUAACUACCCAAAAACAAAUGCUUUCUAAACAAAAAAAAAAGUUAAAAACAAUUGGUGUACUGCUUAUAAUUAGAGCCGAAUUUACUCCUCAUCAAUUUUUGUGCCAUUAAGUACGAAGAAAGUCAAACAAACAAACGUGAACUUUUAACAUAAUUAUAAUAUGUACCCAGAUUAUUUGUACAUCCUCCAAUAUUAUACGUAUUUUUAUAAAACUAAAACUUUAAAAUUCCAUUCAAACAUAUCUUAAUAUAUGUAGCAAUAUUAUUAAUGUUUAAAAAUCCCUUUAGUUGUAUGAUAGUUUCCCCUUUAGAACACAAUGUGAUAAUUUUUACCACAAAUAUGUCCAAAAUUUUAAUUAGAAUAUACACGACACGAUUUAGUACAGUAUUAAAACAAAAAAAAUGUAUUCGUACGUUAGUUCAUAAUUUUUGUUAAGACAGAAUAGACUUUUAUAAACAAAUUUAUAUAAAUGAAACUCAUAACGCAAUAAAAUUUACAAGUGCGAACAAAUGCACUUCGUAUAAUGGUGUUCAUUUUUGUUAGAAAAAAAGAUGCCUAAUGUUGUGCUCAUUAUACAAGGCUUUGUUUUUAAACAACUGAACUAAAACAAAGGAAUAAAAAUAUAAACAUCGAGAUCAUCAUUGUUGUUGUAAACAAACGAAGGGAAAAAAUUAAACAUCGAAGUAAUUCCCCCCUUGGUUCAGUUAUUUUUUGACAAUUCCUUGGAUAAAUCGUUUUUAUUUUAUUUUUUAUUAAAACAAAAUGAAUGACUUUAUGUAUUCUAUUGUGUAAUCCACAGUCGUUGUUUUAAAAUACAUAUUAAAAGAAUCAGUACGUGAUAGAAGUAAGUAUUAAAUGAAAUUAAUUAUAUUUUUGCUAAGCUUAGGCGGAAAUGUGUAUGUUGUAUCAGAUUAUCCACUGCAUUUAAUGUGAACCAAUUGAAAAGGCGCUAAUAAAUAAAAUACAUAUAAUAAGUAA
Agrilus planipennis (emerald ash borer) is the source of this 4621-nucleotide messenger RNA. RefSeq names its product coronin-2B. Gene Ontology annotation, molecular function: actin filament binding. The coding region runs from base 1717 to 3342 and encodes 541 amino acids. The record is from RefSeq and is a predicted model, not a curated record. Gene Ontology annotation, biological process: actin filament organization. NCBI's taxonomy places the organism in Eukaryota, Metazoa, Arthropoda, Insecta, Coleoptera, Buprestidae. The transcript is spliced from 9 exons.